Tarenaya hassleriana is the source of this 1004-nucleotide messenger RNA. RefSeq lists its product as uncharacterized. The transcript has a single exon. The record is from RefSeq and is a predicted model, not a curated record. Bases 44 to 862 code for a protein of 272 amino acids. NCBI's taxonomy places the organism in Eukaryota, Viridiplantae, Streptophyta, Magnoliopsida, Brassicales, Cleomaceae.
AUAGAACUUGUCAGUAUUAGUUCUCUUUGCCACGUAGACAUCCAUGGCAGCUGCCACUGACCAGAGUCUCCUCCAACCUCUCAUACACAGACCCGCUGGAGGAGACAAUGCCACGUCGGAUUCAGAUUCAGGUAUUCUUCUACGUCUUCUCUCUGUGAUUCUCAUCGGAGCAGUCUCCUUGUGGGCAAACCGCGAAGCCGCCAAAGGGUUCGACAUAACCAUCGUCAACAAUGUCAACAACUCCCCUGUCGGCAGAAAAUUCGAUCUCUUCUAUCGAUCGGACGAUAAAGCCUGUCGGAUUCUACUCAGCACGAGCUCCUUCGUUGAGAGACUCCUCUACGAUAGGGUUCCCCUUCAUCACCGGAAGCUCGUGAGCCGAGUAACCGUCCGUCUCUCCGGCGAAAACAGCACCGUAAGAAUUCCGGUAACUUCCGGCGCAAGUCACGGGGAUUACGUCAUAAGCUUGAGCUCGUCUCUAAUGGAGGACAGAGACUAUGACCGCAUCAUAACAUCGACAUUGCGACGUGCCAUGGUUAGGAUAUGGCUAUGGGGGGACGAGGCCGGAGCUCCGCUGCAGGUGAUGGCGGGAAUGGCGGAGUAUAUAGCGGCCAUGGCCGUGGGGGAAGAGGAUUCAUCUCAGCUGUUGGAUCGAGGAGGCUCGCAAGAUUGUUGGAAGGAUCACGACCCUGAGUCUGUAGCUAAGUUCUUGGCUUACUGCGACGGCCUGAGCGAAGGGUUCAUCGGACGGCUGAACCAGAGGAUGAGACGUCAUCGGUGGGAUGAUCGGACGGUGGAUAUGGCGUUUGGGAAUAGGACAGCUGAGAGCGCGUGCGAUGAGAUGGCGCGUCGGAUAAAGGCAUGAUGAUUGAUCCCUAAGCUGUCGUGGAACAUCGUCACAUGCUUGGAUGACAAUGUUUUAUAUUCUUUUAUUUGACGUUGUGAUUUGAUUUUUUGAAUUAUUGGAUGACAAAAUGGUCAGAACCACAUAUUUUUCGGGUCGAAAC